AUGUCGGAGAAGCUUAUGCAUGCGGUUCAGUACGACGGCUAUGGAGGAGGAACUUCUGGUUUAAAGCAUGUUGAGGUUCCAAUACCAACUCCAAUCAGAAAUGAGGUUUUGGUUAAAUUGGAAGCAGCUAGUCUAAAUCCAGUUGAUUGGAAAAUUCAGAAGGGCCAGCUGCGGCCUCUUUUCCCAUUGAAUUUCCCUCUCAUACCUCUAACGGACGUGUCUGGAGAGAUUGUAGAAGUUGGAGAAGGAGUCAAAAAGUUCAAAGUGGGUGACAAAGUUGUGUUAAUGCUCAACAUUUUUUAUGGAGGUGGGUUGGCUCAGUUUGCUGUAACUAAUAAGAGACUGAUGGUUGCUAGACCACCUGAAGUUAGCGCAGCCGAAGGUGCCGGCUUACCUAUUGCUGGUCUCACAGCUCACCAGGCUGUUACACAGGCUGCAGGGAUCAAGCUUGACGGCACUGGCCAAAAGCAGAAAAACAUAUUGGUCACUGCAGCCUCUGGUGGAGUCGGUCACUAUGCAGUCCAACUAGCAAAACUCGGAAACGCUCAUGUUACCGCCACAUGUGGAGCUCGCAACAUUGAUUUGGUGAAGAGCUUAGGGGCAGAUGAGGUUCUUGACUACAAGACCCCUGAUGGGGCUGCUCUAAAGAGUCCAUCUGGUCGAAAAUAUGAUGCUGUGAUCCACUGUGCAACCAGUAUUCCUUGGUCUACUUUCGAGCCUAACUUGAGUGCCAAGGGCAAGGUCAUAGACAUCACUCCUGGUCCAAGUGCCUUCUCUACUUGUCUUGUGAAGAUGCUAACUUUCUCCAAAAAGAAGUUGGUGCCACUUAUGUUGUAUCCCAAGACUGAGAAUCUGGAAUGUCUUGUGAAGCUGGUGAAGGAAGGAAAGCUCAAGACGGUGAUCGACUCGAGGCAUCCUCUAAGCAAGGCUGAAGAUGCUUGGGCUAAGAGUAUCGAUGGCCAUGCUACUGGGAAGAUCAUUGUGGAGAUUAAUUAG
This is a messenger RNA of Fragaria vesca subsp. vesca, 996 nucleotides long. RefSeq names its product putative quinone-oxidoreductase homolog, chloroplastic-like. Lineage: Eukaryota; Viridiplantae; Streptophyta; Magnoliopsida; Rosales; Rosaceae. The record is from RefSeq and is a predicted model, not a curated record. Gene Ontology annotation, molecular function: oxidoreductase activity. The transcript has 4 exons. The coding region runs from base 1 to 996 and encodes 331 amino acids.